AUGGCAAGAACCCAGCACUUUCCAGUGCAAGCCAAGAUCCCCAUCUAUUCGGUCGGAUUUGUCGACGAAAAUGUCAUCGUCUACUCGGGCGGAGGAGGCGCCGGCCGUUCUGGAGUCACCAAUGCCGUCGUCGCAGCCCGCGUGGACCUCGCAGCGCAGAGCAUUGACAAGCUAGAUGAACUCAAGCUCUCACGCGACGAAGACGCUCCCAUGGCCAUGUCGGUCAACACCGCCAAAUCUCAGCUCGUUUGCGGUAUCAACAACGCCGCAGACGAUGUCAAGCAAGGCACCAAUCAGCCCGUACGCAUCUUCGACUAUACCUUGCAGCAAUCCGCAGCCCCGCAAAAGGCAGCGUCGACGGAAGCCGAAAAGCCUGCUUUUUCCGCUGACAAGGGCAAAGCAAAGCAGCAAGACGUCAAAGUCGAACUUCGGUUCACCAAGGCAGCCUCGUCUAUGCACAUCCAGGACCCCGAACAAUAUGUCAAGGUGGUCGCUUUCAGCCCAAAUGGUCGCAUGCUCGCCGUUGCUAGUACCGACGGUCAGGUCGCGCUCCAUCGAUACCCGGCUCUCUCACCCGUCUGGAACGAUGCCGGCGAGCCCUCGUCGUCCGCCCUCGCUGCAGCAGAAGCAAAGGACACCUCCAUCUCGAUCCCAUCACGCGACUUUGACCAUAGCGAGAUCUACGACGCAGAUUUUUCGCAUUCCAACACCCACGUCGUCUUCACAUCCUCCUCCAAGCUUGUCGUCUAUGCCACAGAUCCCUUUAUCGAAUCGGUCGCGCCAGAUGCCGAAAUAGAUACCUCAGCCGAUGCAGCUGAAGGUUAUGCACAGACCAUUCAAACCAUCAAAAAUCCGGCACUAGGCGGCAAAGGUCCUUGCUCUUUCCGCGCCGCUCGAUUUGGUCGUGGCGACGCCAGCAAAGAGAAGCUCUUCACCGUCGUCAAUGCCGCGCCAGCCGGAGGCAAAGGUCCCAAAGCCAAGAUCCGCAAAAGUUUCGUCACAGCUUGGGAUGCCGACUCGUGGGAACUCAUCGAAACACGUCACGUCUCUGAUCGACCCGUCACCGUCUUUGACGUGUCACCGGACGGCAAAUUCUUGGCAUACGGCUCUUCGGACCUGUCCAUCGGCGUGCUCGACGCAAAAACGUUGCGGCCGGUGCUCAAGAUCCUACACGCCCACGACUUCCCGCCGACGUGUCUCAAGUUCAACCCUGCUUCCAACCUGCUCAUCUCUGCAAGUGCCGACAACACCUUGCGCGUCAUCCCUAUCCCGGCAAAGGCGCUCUUGGAAUCCGCGGCGAGCGCAGGUGGCGCACUUGCUUUCAUCUCCGAGACCAGGAUGGGCUUCUACACCACCAUCUUCCUCUCACUCCUCAUCGCUGCUUUGGCCUUGUGGCUCCAGCGCAGCUAUCUCACCCAGUAG
Molecule: messenger RNA, 1422 nt
Organism: Pseudozyma hubeiensis SY62
Lineage: Eukaryota; Fungi; Basidiomycota; Ustilaginomycetes; Ustilaginales; Ustilaginaceae
Exons: 1
Coding region: 1-1422 (473 amino acids)
Biological process (GO): protein secretion
Cellular component (GO): endoplasmic reticulum membrane
Molecular function (GO): guanyl-nucleotide exchange factor activity; GTPase activator activity; protein binding
Source: RefSeq, a predicted model, not a curated record